AGCCGUCGCGGGUUGCCGGGCAGAGCCUGACGCCGCCAGCUCCUCGCUCCCCGCCCACUGCUCUCCUAAAGCGCUGGGCCUUCGCUGGCCGCACCGGCAGUCAUGGGCUCGGAGAUGGAGCCGCUGCUCCUGGCCUGGAGCUAUUUUAGGCGCAGGAAGUUCCAGCUCUGCGCCGAUCUGUGCACGCAGAUGCUGGAGAAGUCCCCUUAUGACCAGGCAGCUUGGAUCUUAAAAGCAAGAGCACUAACAGAAAUGGUGUACAUAGAUGAAAUUGAUGUAGAUCAGGAGGGAAUUGCAGAAAUGAUGCUGGAUGAAAAUGCUAUUGCUCAAGUUCCACGCCCUGGAACGUCUUUGAAACUCCCUGGAACUAAUCAGACAGGAGGGCCUAGUCAGGCCGUUAGGCCAAUCACACAAGCUGGAAGACCCAUUACAGGUUUCCUCAGGCCCAGCACACAGAGUGGAAGGCCAGGCACUAUGGAACAGGCCAUCAGAACCCCCAGAACCGCCUACACAGCCCGCCCUAUCACCAGCUCCUCCGGAAGAUUUGUCAGGCUGGGAACGGCUUCCAUGCUUACAAGUCCUGAUGGACCAUUUAUAAAUUUAUCUAGACUGAAUUUAACAAAAUAUUCCCAGAAACCUAAGUUGGCAAAGGCUUUGUUUGAGUAUAUCUUUCAUCAUGAAAAUGAUGUUAAGACUAUUCAUCUUGAGGAUGUAGUUCUACAUCUUGGAAUUUACCCAUUCUUACUGAGGAAUAAAAAUCACAUUGAAAAAAAUGCUUUGGAUCUGGCUGCCCUCUCCACAGAGCAUUCUCAGUACAAGGACUGGUGGUGGAAGGUACAGAUUGGAAAAUGUUACUACAGGUUGGGAAUGUAUCGUGAAGCAGAAAAACAGUUUAAAUCAGCCCUGAAGCAGCAGGAAAUGGUAGAUACAUUUCUGUACUUGGCAAAAGUUUAUGUCUCAUUGGAUCAACCUGUGACUGCUUUAAAUCUUUUCAAACAAGGCUUAGAUAAGUUUCCAGGAGAAGUAACCCUGCUCUGUGGAAUUGCAAGAAUCUAUGAGGAAAUGAACAAUAUGUCAUCAGCAGCCGAAUACUACAAAGAAGUUUUGAAACAAGACAAUACUCAUGUGGAAGCCAUCGCAUGCAUUGGAAGCAACCACUUCUAUUCUGAUCAGCCAGAAAUAGCUCUCCGGUUUUACAGGCGACUGCUGCAGAUGGGCAUUUAUAACGGCCAGCUUUUUAACAAUCUGGGGCUGUGUUGCUUCUAUGCCCAGCAGUAUGAUAUGACUCUGACCUCAUUUGAACGUGCCCUUUCUUUGGCUGAAAAUGAAGAAGAGGCAGCUGAUGUCUGGUACAACUUGGGACAUGUAGCUGUGGGAAUAGGAGAUACCAAUUUGGCCCAUCAGUGCUUCAGGCUGGCUCUGGUCAACAACAACCACCACGCUGAGGCCUACAACAACCUGGCCGUGCUGGAGAUGCGGAAGGGCCACGUUGAACAGGCAAGGGCACUAUUACAAACUGCAUCAUCUCUAGCACCCCAUAUGUAUGAACCGCAUUUUAAUUUUGCAACAAUCUCUGAUAAGAUUGGAGAUCUGCAGAGAAGCUAUGUUGCUGCGCAGAAGUCUGAAGCAGCAUUUCCAGACCAUGUGGACACACAACAUUUAAUUAAACAAUUAAGGCAGCAUUUUGCUAUGCUCUGAUUGUUCCUGAGACCACAUAUGUUCUUAUGAAGAGGCAUUAUGCAAGGGGAAAGAAGUACUAUGUCUGUGUAUGUAUGCAUAUAGUGUAAUACAUAUAUUUUACAAGCUUGUCCUUGAUAUUAGUGAAGGUGAUAUAUAAGGGUGACACAGAAUGUAUAAUGCAAAUUUCAUAGUAAUAGUAACUUUAUAAAAUAAUAUAAAAUACAGGAUUUAAACCUUUCUAAAUAGAUCAUGAAACUUUCUCCCACAUUAUAUAGUAGAUGUUUGUUUAUAAUGUUUACAAAACAUUUUGGUGAAUUCCCUCAAUGUUUUAUAAAUGUACAUUUUUUAAGUCCUUAAGCUGACUAUUAGCCAUCAUGUAGCUUAAGGAGUCUGAAAUCUGCCAUUAAAACUGCACCUUUAAGCCAGGUGUAGUAGCAUGUGCCUAUAGCCCCAGCUACUUGGGAGGCGGAGGUGGGAGGAUUAUAAAUAGAGACUUUCCUUUAGACUUUAAAAAUGUAUUUAAAACUAUUUUUAUUAAAUAUUUUGUGAUUUCCUAUUAAGUUUUAAAAUAAAUCAGUGUGUAUAACACCAUCAUUUCA
Cercocebus atys (sooty mangabey) is the source of this 2279-nucleotide messenger RNA. It is a transcript of the gene TTC8, whose product is annotated as tetratricopeptide repeat domain 8. The transcript has 15 exons. Gene Ontology annotation, biological process: non-motile cilium assembly. Gene Ontology annotation, molecular function: protein binding. The record is from RefSeq and is a predicted model, not a curated record. The coding region runs from base 103 to 1698 and encodes 531 amino acids. Gene Ontology annotation, cellular component: BBSome; ciliary basal body; non-motile cilium. NCBI's taxonomy places the organism in Eukaryota, Metazoa, Chordata, Mammalia, Primates, Cercopithecidae.